AAUACUUGAUUUAGCAAACUCAACUAAUGAUAUGCAAGAUUGCAUGAUAGAAAUAAUCAUAACUCAUAAGUCAUAAGAUACCAAAUCAUUUAUAAAUUGCAUAGAAAGUUGUAUAACAUCAUAUAUAAUGAAACAAAAUAAAAUCUCUAAAACAUCCUAUUGAGACAUAAACCGGUUUAAUCGGGUUCGUUCAAUUUGAUAAACACCGAUGAUUCGAUUCUAAGGGAAGAAGAUCUCUCUCUACUACGACAAGCUCAACUCUUUCGUUUUCGAGAAACCAAUUCCAAAGAUCAUCCUAAACAAUUCGAAACCACAACAAUGUUCAACAACAACAGUGUCUCGAUCUCAGUAUCUGACGACGAAUCUAACGAUUUGAAUCGGAUCCGAGCUCGUACCCGACGAAAGCGGAAGAAAGUGAGUCACAGAACCAGCUACGAGCUUCCUCGUCAUGUUCUAAGGCUUUUUGUGAGAUACUGGGUCGUCUUAGUUUUUCUUCUCGCUGUUGGGUUGCUUGUAUUUGAAUCAACGAGGAUCGGAUUCAAAUCUAGUGACUUGAAGAAACCAGAUUUGAAUGGGAAAGAGAGUCCUAGUAAGAAAAAUGAAGGAAAUUUGAAUCGAUUGGAUCCUACUACCAAAGUUAUUGGUGGUGUUAGACAACGUUGUUUGAAGCUUUUACCACCUGAGGAGCUUGAGCAUCUUGAUAUCUUAGAGCGUAAAGAUUCAGGCUCUCCGGUUAAGAGAGUUGUGUAUCUAACUGAUACGGAUGUGUCGGUGGGAGAAAUGAGAGGUGUUCGUGGUAAUGGGACGCGGUUUAAUUUAUUCACGGGGAACCAGACUUUUGCUGAGAGAGAAAAUAGUUUUCAGGUAAGGGAAACAGUUUCUUUGCAUUGUGGGUUUUUCAAUGAAAAUGGGGGAUUUAGGAUUUCGGAUAAGGAUAAGAAGUUUAUGACAUCAUGUGAAGUAGUGGUCUCGACGUGUGCGUUUGGUGGUGGAGAUAACCUUUAUGAACCUAUUGGAAUGUCUAAGACAUCAAGUCAAAAGGUUUGCUAUGUUGCGUUUUGGGAUGAAGUUACUCUUACAACACAAGAAGCAGAGGGUCAUAAGAUCGAUGAGAAUGAUCACAUUGGAAAGUGGCGUAUUGUGAUUGUAAAGGAUCUUCCUUUUACAGACCAAAGGCUUAAUGGGAAGAUCCCAAAGAUGUUGGCCCAUCGCCUUUUCCCAGAUGCCAAGUACUCGAUUUGGGUAGACUCAAAAUCCCAGUUUAGAAGAGACCCACUUGGUGUACUAGAUGCUCUUCUUUGGCGAACAAACUCGGUGCUUGCAAUUUCAGAACAUGGAGCUCGAAGCAGUGUAUACGACGAGGCAAACGCUGUCAUCAAGAAACACAAAGCUACACCCGAAGAAGUUGAAGUGCAGAUAAAUCAAUACCGACAUGACAAAUUACCCGAAGAUAAAAGAUUCAACGGGAAAAAAGCUUUAUCUGAAGCCUCUGUGAUUGUAAGGGAACACACUCCAUUGACAAAUCUAUUCAUGUGCCUCUGGUUCAAUGAAGUUGUCCGCUUCACUUCGCGUGAUCAAUUGAGUUUCCCAUACGUUCUUUGGCGUUUGAAAGUUCUCAAGAACAUCAACAUGUUCCCUGUCUGUACACGUAAAGAUCUCGUCAAUAGCAUAGGCCAUGUACGCAAGGCUAAACCGUUAGUUACCCUAUGAAUUUACUGUAAGCUUCCAAUUCAUUGGUUAUUUUAGAAUCUUUUUUGUAUUUAGCGUGUAGACAUAAAAACAGAACUGACAUGUUUUAAACUGAAACCGAACUAAACCUGAUCAGAAUAAAAAUAACAGCUUGAGGAC
Messenger RNA from Arabidopsis thaliana (thale cress), 1848 nucleotides. Its product is annotated as DNA-directed RNA polymerase subunit beta (DUF616). The coding region runs from base 319 to 1710 and encodes 463 amino acids. The record is from RefSeq and is marked reviewed. Lineage: Eukaryota; Viridiplantae; Streptophyta; Magnoliopsida; Brassicales; Brassicaceae. The transcript has 6 exons.